AUGGAGAUGUUCAAACAUCUUCUUUCUACAUUGCUUUGUGGUUUUGCUCUUAUACUUGUAGUUCAUGCACAAGAUGAUCAAUCAGGCUUCAUCAGCUUGGAUUGCGGGCUGCCUACAAAUUCUAGCUACUCUGAGCCAACAACAGGCCUUGACUACAUUUCAGAUGCAGCCUUCAUAUCCACUGGUGUAAGCAAAAGCAUUGCCCCUCAGUACAAAGCUACUCAUCAACAGCAAGCAGCUUAUGUCAGGAGCUUUCCUCAGGGGGUCAAGAACUGUUACAGAGUAAACAUUACACAAGGGACUAAAUAUUUGAUCCGAGCAAGUUUCGUGUAUGGAAAUUAUGACGGUUUAAAUAAGCUGCCAAAGUUUGAUCUUCUCUUUGGAGCUAAUUCUUGGGACUCAGUGGCAUUUGUUGAUGCAUCUUCGAGUACUAUCAAAGAACUUGUCCAUGUUCCCACAUUAGAUUAUAUACAUGUGUGUCUAGUCAACAAGGGCACUGGAACACCAUUCAUUUCAGCAUUGGAGUUGAGGCCUUUGAAGAACACUACUUAUGUGACUCCAACGGGUUCGUUGGAACUCUUCCUUCGCUUAGAUGUCGGUUCGACAUCCAAUCAACCAUACAGGUAUGAUUACGAUGCUUUGGAUCGGAGUUGGGUACCUUACACCUACAAUAAGUGGACACAGUUAACUACCUCACUUACCGUAGAUGCUCAAAUUCAUAAUGACUACCAAGUACCAUCUAUAGCAAUGAGAACUGCCAGCACGCCGAUUAAUGCCAGUGCUUCCAUGGACUUCAGCUGGGAAUCCCCGGAUACAUCGACUGAAUACUAUGUGUACCUGCACUUUGCUGAACUCCAGCAGCUUAAAGCCAACCAGUCCAGAACAUUCAAUAUCACUCUGAAUGGAGAUUAUUGGUUUGGACCUUUUGUCCCAGAGUACUUGUCCACAAUCACUGUGUUCAGCCCCUCAUCCUUAACUGGAGGCAACUAUAGUUUUUCACUUGUUCAAACUGAGAAUUCAACUCUCCCACCAAUCCUCAAUGCCAUGGAGAUCUACUCAUUGAUCGAUUUAUCGCAACCAGAAACUGAUGGAGAUGAUGUGGCUGCCAUCAUAAACAUAAAGUCAACAUAUGGAGUGGACAAAGAUUGGCAGGGAGACCCAUGUACUCCCCAAGGCUACAUGUGGGAAGGUCUUAACUGUAGCUACAGUGGAUCCCCUAGAAUCGUAUCCUUGGACCUGUCCUCGAGUGGAUUGACCGGGGAGAUAACUUCAUAUAUAUCCAAUCUUGCCAUGUUACAAUCUCUGGAUUUAUCGAACAAUAGCUUGACUGGAUCAGUACCUGAAUUUUUGUCUAAAUUGCCAAACCUGAAAGUCCUUAACCUGGAAAGAAACAAGCUCAACGGUUCAGUUCCAGCUGACCUUAUUCAAAGAUCAACAAGUGGUUCACUAUCAUUGAGUGUGGGAGAAAAUGAAGACCUAUGUGCAUCAAUAUCAUGCAAAAAGGAGGAGAAGAAGAAGAAAAAUAUAGUAAUUCCAAUAAUCGCAUCAAUUGGUGGGUUUUCUAUUCUUGUGGUAGCAGCAGUGGCUGUAUUCAUGGGCCUGAAAAGAGGAAGAAAACAAGGAGUUCCACAACAACCCAAUAAUCAAAUUGAUUCAUUCGAGUCCAAAAAACGCCAAUUCACAUACUCAGACGUCCUGAGGAUCACAAAUAACUUUCAGACAAAAGUUCUUGGGCGAGGUGGAUUCGGAAAAGUUUACCAUGGUUAUGUUGAUGAUACUCAAGUAGCUGUGAAGAUGCUUUCUCCAACAUCAGGUCAAGGAUACCAACAAUUUCAAGCAGAGGUCAAACUUCUUAUCAGAGUUCAUCAUAGAAACUUGACUAGCCUUGUUGGAUACUGCAAUGAAGGAACCAACAUGGCACUCAUCUAUGAAUUUAUGGCCAAUGGAGAUUUGGAAUCACAUCUUCUAGGCGAGGACAGUAAUGCAAAUGUGUUGACUUGGGAAGGUAGACUUCAAAUAGCAACAGAUGCAGCACAAGGAUUGGAGUAUCUGCACAACGGUUGUAAGCCGCCUAUUGUCCAUAGAGAUGUGAAGGCAACAAAUAUUUUGUUGGCUGAAAAUUUCCAAGCAAAAUUAGCUGACUUUGGCCUGUCCAGAAUUUUCCCAACUGAUGGAGGCACUCAUAUGUCCACAGCUGUAGCUGGCACCCCUGGAUACCUUGACCCGGAGUACCACAUAACAGGAUGGCUGAAUGAGAAAAGUGAUGUUUAUAGCUUCGGAGUUGUGCUGUUGGAGAUCAUCACUAGCCGCCAUGCAAUAUCUAGAACACAAGAGAAAGUUCACGUCAGUCAAUGGGUUAGCUCUAUGCUUGCUAAAGGGGAUAUCAAAACUAUCGUUGAUCCGAGGUUACAUGGAGAUUAUGAAAUUAACUCUGCGUGGAAGGCUGUUGAACUAGCAAUGGAGUGUGUGUCUGACACAUCCACCAGAAGGCCAAACAUGAGUGCGGUAGUGAUAGGGUUGAAGGAGUGUUUGGCAGCAGAGUUGGCUCGAACCAACGUGAGCCGUGUGACUGAAUCAACAGAUUCAGUUGUGUGCUCUAUGAAUGUGACUACUGAACUCAGUCCUUUGGCAAGGUAAUUCUUUGUGUCCAGAAGGUGAAUUUCGAAAGCCGAGUAGUUUUCAUUUUCCAUUUCCUCUGUUUUAAGCUUCAUUCAUUGUCCAAUGCUUUUGUAAUUGUAUUUGUUAUAUCAUCUUGUGUUGAAGAUUUGCGGUUGUGAGGGUCUUCAGUAAGGCUCUGCAACUAUGUAUAUGUGUCUGUAUCAUGAAUCAUGAUAUAAUAUCAUUAGAGUUGGUGAUC
Prunus dulcis (almond) is the source of this 2857-nucleotide messenger RNA. Its product is annotated as LRR receptor-like serine/threonine-protein kinase IOS1. The transcript is spliced from 13 exons. Gene Ontology annotation, molecular function: protein kinase activity; protein binding; ATP binding. Gene Ontology annotation, biological process: protein phosphorylation. The record is from RefSeq and is a predicted model, not a curated record. Lineage: Eukaryota; Viridiplantae; Streptophyta; Magnoliopsida; Rosales; Rosaceae. Bases 1 to 2637 code for a protein of 878 amino acids.